Staurois parvus is the source of this 462-nucleotide messenger RNA. NCBI's taxonomy places the organism in Eukaryota, Metazoa, Chordata, Amphibia, Anura, Ranidae. The record is from the annotation of a GenBank genome assembly.
AGGAGACGACCAGAGACUGCAGACAUAGUACAGGAGAUGACCAGAGACUGCAGACAUAGUACAGGAGAUGACCAGAGACUGCAGACAGUACAGGAGAUGACCAGAGACUGCGGACACAGUACAGGAGAUGACCAGAGACUGCGGACACAGUACAGGAGAUGACCAGAGACUGCGGACAGUACAGGAGAUGACCAGAGACUGCGGACACAGUACAGGAGAUGACCAGAGACUGCAGACAUAGUACAGGAGAUGACCAGAGACUGCAGACACAGUACAGGAGAUGGCCAGAGACUGCGGACACAGUACAGGAGAUGACCAGAGACUGCGGACACAGUACAGGAGAUGACCAGAGACUGCGGACAGUACAGGAUAUGACCAGAGACUGCAGACAUAGUACAGGAGAUGAUCAGAGACUGCAGACAUAGUACAGGAGAUGACCAGAGACUGCAGACAUAGUACAGG